Molecule: messenger RNA, 663 nt
Organism: Heterobasidion irregulare TC 32-1
Lineage: Eukaryota; Fungi; Basidiomycota; Agaricomycetes; Russulales; Bondarzewiaceae
Exons: 6
Coding region: 1-663 (220 amino acids)
Biological process (GO): DNA-templated transcription; transcription initiation at RNA polymerase III promoter
Cellular component (GO): RNA polymerase III complex
Source: RefSeq, a predicted model, not a curated record
AUGUUCGUUUUGUCCUUGAUCAAGGAUACGAUACCGAUCCAUCCUUCACAUUUUGGUGUUCCCCCUGAACAGGCUUUGAUCAACGAACUCAAUAAAAAGUUUGCCAAUCGUGUCUUGCACGAUGUUGGGCUUUGCAUCUGUGUAUUCGAUAUAUCAGAAGCCGGAGAAGGGAAAGUAAGAUACGGAGACGGUUUCUUAUGGUACACGGUUAUAUUCAGAUUGACCGUCUUUCGUCCAUUUCCUUCAGAGGUGAUCCUCGCACGAGUCAAAUCGUCAGAUGAGGAUGGUAUUCAAUUAUCCGUAGGAUUUUUUGAAGAUAUGUGGAUCCCAAUAACUUAUCUUCCUCAGCCCACUGCCUUUGAUCCUAAUGAACGGGCACACUUCUGGCUUCCGGGCUCACAAUCAACGUCAACCCAUGAGCUCCUCGACUCACCCACGUCAGAACGCAUGUAUAUCGACCAGGGCGAAACUGUUCGCGUUCGUGUUGAGACGGACGAAUUCUAUGAUGACGAGCCUGGGCCACCAAAGGCCACGGAGGGUGUGCAAAUAAAGGUGGAGUCUCGCAGGCCGCCAUAUACAAUCACAUGCUCGAUCGCAGAACAAGGCUUGGGCCCUGUAGCAUGGUGGAGAACAACAGAAGCAGAUGCCAUGGACGAAGGUUAA